UUUGGACAAACUCUUCAUCAGCCUUCAAACCCUUAAAUUUUUAUCAGUUGUCAGGCGUCUUACAACGCACGUUUUUUACUUUCCCUGUCGUUUUCGAAGAGAACAAUGGCUUUGGUAUUUUUCAUGUCCGCCAAGACAGAUCUUCGUGCUCUACUUAUAGUCUGCAACUUCUCUUGAAUCUCUUCUGGUAUAGACAUGGCAGAAAUGGCGAGCAACGAAUCAGCUUCACCCUUACUAGGGGAAGCGAACACCACUUUGCUGCUGCAAAAUCGCCCACCUUCAUCAACGUCUAUUCCAUUGAAAGGCCACCAAGGCCUCGCUCAAAGGGUUUGGAUUGAAUCAAAGAAGCUCUGGCACGUAGCUGGACCCUCAAUUUUCAGCCGUCUACUUUCCUAUUCCAUACUCGUCAUCACCCAAGCAUCCGCCGGCCAUCUCGGUGACCUCGAGCUCGCUGCCAUGUCCAUUGUCAUAAAUGUCAUUGUGGGACUCGACGUCGGACUCAUGCUGGGUAUGGCAAGCGCCUUAGAAACACUAUGUGGGCAAGCUUACGGGGCCAAGAAGUACAGCAUGCUGGGGGUUUACCUACAACGUUCAUGGAUCGUUCUCUUGACGUGUUGUGUUGUGCUUUUGCCUGUGUUUCUGUAUGCUUCGCCAGUGUUGAAGCUUCUGGGCCAGCCACCUGAGAUAGCAGAGAUGUGUGGUGUUUUGUCUGUGUGGAUGAUCCCUCUUCACUUCAGCAUGGCGAUCCAGUUCCCUCUGUGGAGGUUUCUGCAGUGCCAGUUGAAGGCAGGUGUGAUUGCUUGGGUGUGCUUAUUGACACUGGCUUUUCAUAUUGUCGUGACUUGGUUAUUUGUGUACAAACUUGAGCUUGGAGUUAUUGGAUCAGCUGCAACUAUAAAUAUAUCAUGGUGGAUUAUGAAUUUAGGGCUUCUGGUUUACGCUUGUUGUGGAUGUUGCCCUCUUUCAUGGACUGGUUUCUCCAUUGAUGCUUUUUCUGGCUUAUGGGAAUUCCUCAAACUCUCUGUUGCUUCUGGGAUCAUGCUCUGCUUGGAGAAUUGGUAUUAUAGAAUACUGGUAUUGAUGACAGGAAAUCUUGACAACGCCCAGGUUGCUAUCGAUGCUUUGUCAAUAUGCAUGGGUAUAAAUGCUUGGGAGAUGAUGAUUCCUAUGGCGUUUUUGGCUGCGACUGGAGUGAGGGUUUCGAAUGAGCUUGGAGCUGGGAAUGGAGAAGGAGCCAAGUUUGCAACGAUAGUUUCAGUGGCGUCAUCGACGAUAAUAGGCGUAGUGAUAUGUGUCUUAAUUAUGAUCUUUCACAACCAAAUCAGCCUUCUCUUCUCUUCAAGCAAGCCUGUUCUUGAGGAAGUCAAGAAGCUCUCUCUUCUGCUAGUCUUCACAAUUCUGCUCAACUGCGUUCAACCUGUACUCUCAGGAGUGGCUGUGGGGUCAGGUUGGCAGUCCUACGUGGCAUACAUAAACGUCAUCUGCUACUAUCUCAUCGGCUUGCCUUUAGGAUUUCUGACCGGCUGGGUCUUCCAUCUGGGGGUCAUGGGUAUCUGGGCAGGGAUGAUAUUUGGUGGUACAGGAACUCAGACACUAAUAUUGGCCUUCAUCACUGUUCGCUGCAACUGGGACACACAGGCAGAGGAAGCAAGCUUGCAGAUAAGGAAGAUGGAAGAUCAGAAGCCAGAAAAGAAUAUGACAAUGGAUCAGAACAACGAGAGAAGCAGGUCUUCUCCUUCUUCGUUACCCUGAUGGAAAAAAAAAACAAAAGAAUAUUUGAGUCGCUCUCGUAGAUGAAUGUUUCCUCGAUCUUCAGUUUGUUGUUUGUGAAUGGUCCAACUCCAACCCAACUGUCUGUCUUCAAUGCUUUUUAUUUGAUUUGAUACAGCCUGCAUUAUAUUUAUUAUAUGAUCGAUA
This is a messenger RNA of Prosopis cineraria, 1917 nucleotides long. Its product is annotated as protein DETOXIFICATION 27-like. Gene Ontology annotation, cellular component: membrane. The transcript has 7 exons. NCBI's taxonomy places the organism in Eukaryota, Viridiplantae, Streptophyta, Magnoliopsida, Fabales, Fabaceae. Gene Ontology annotation, biological process: xenobiotic detoxification by transmembrane export across the plasma membrane. The record is from RefSeq and is a predicted model, not a curated record. Bases 196 to 1752 code for a protein of 518 amino acids. Gene Ontology annotation, molecular function: antiporter activity; xenobiotic transmembrane transporter activity.